GAAUCAAGAGUGGAGGAGAAAAUGUUUAUCCUGAAGAAGUAGAGGCUGUCCUGUCACAACAUCCUGGUGUUUCUGGCAAUGUAGUUGUUGGACUUCCAGAUUUGCGCUUGGGAGAGAUGGUUGUUUCCUGCAUUCAGCUCAAAUGCAAUUGGCAGUGGGAUGAUUUAAGCUCCAGCCCUCCAUCAGUUAACUACUUGUCUGCUGACAUCCUCCGCUGCUUCUGUAAAGAAAAACAAUUGACUAGGUUUAAAGUACCAAAAAGAUUUAUUAGGUGGAGGAAUCAGUUUCCAGUGACGACAACAGGCAAAAUAAAAAGAGACCAAGUCAGAGCAGAACUCAUGUCUAAUAUGCAGUCAAUGUCCAGCAAAUUAUAGAACAUAUUUCUUGCAGUCUGUAAUAAAUUAUAGAGAAAGGGGUCAAUUAGACCCUUCCACAAUUGUACUAAUCACAUUAGCCAAAAAAACGGAUGAUGACCAUUUUUUCUUUUUCUUUACUCUCUCAUUCUUCUUC
Molecule: messenger RNA, 510 nt
Organism: Cuscuta europaea
Lineage: Eukaryota; Viridiplantae; Streptophyta; Magnoliopsida; Solanales; Convolvulaceae
Source: the annotation of a GenBank genome assembly